UAUUGACACGUGGCACAUCCACCGUUUCUUUUGCAAAGCCAUCAUCUUCUUCCUCAUACACUAUCUUUCCUUUCCCUACCAACUUUCCCAAUUCUCGAUGGCAGCAGGGCGGCCUCCAAUAGCCCCUCCUCAUCCUUCUUCUUCUGUUCAUGAACCGGUUACAUCUCAAUCUCGACCCGUUUUCCAGUCAGGUACUUACAUCGUCCAAAUCCCUAAAGACCAAAUCUAUCGCAUUCCACCUCCAGAAAAUGCAGAAAUUUUUGAGCGCCAUCGAAAACCAGAACAGUCAAAACGUCGAUCUUCUAUUUGUUCUUGGUUUUCCUGUUUCAUAAUCAUUGCUCUUAUUAUUAUUGCUGUAGGCCUCGCUUUAGGACUUUCUUUUUCUUUUCCUGAACCUAAAAACCCUAAGUUUAAGAUACAACGUUUUGUUUUCGUAAACUCAACAUCUCAUUCACAGCCUUUUUACGACAUUAGGUUACAAGUUUAUAACCCAAAUGCGAAAUCAGACAUUUUGUACAAGAAAGAGGGUGUCAUUUCACUCUUCUUUAAACAACAAAAAUUGGCGGCUGCAAAGUUUCCUCAUUUUCUCCAAAAUGACAAUACAUCAACAGCAAAAAGGAUCCUUCUAAAAGGCUCCAAUACCAACUGGAGCUCAAGAACCAGAGGAAAAGUCUCACUUUCCUUAAAGAUGGAUAUUCCUGUCAGAAUGAAAAUUAGCCGUUUCAAAACUGGGGAUGCCGUUCUUGCUAUUGCAUGUGAUCUUACUGUAGAUAAGUUGGGUAAAGGGUUGAAAUUAGUUUCUGAGAAAUGUAAAACAUAUCGUUAAUUAAUUAGCAUAAUUCGUAGUGUUGUAGGCUUUUUUUUUUUUUUUUUAAAUUUAGUUUAAUGUUUCUUGUACCAUCUAAAUUCUUCGUUAGAGCCCAUGUUCUUAAUUUGAACCCAAUUAAGUAAUUUGUUGAAUUUGUACGCCGAUCUAAUAUAAACGAAUUGAUUUUAUA
Molecule: messenger RNA, 998 nt
Organism: Jatropha curcas
Lineage: Eukaryota; Viridiplantae; Streptophyta; Magnoliopsida; Malpighiales; Euphorbiaceae
Product: NDR1/HIN1-like protein 13
Biological process (GO): defense response to other organism
Cellular component (GO): plasma membrane
Source: RefSeq, a predicted model, not a curated record